This is a messenger RNA of Ylistrum balloti, 1077 nucleotides long. RefSeq lists its product as uncharacterized. Gene Ontology annotation, molecular function: catalytic activity. The coding region runs from base 1 to 1077 and encodes 358 amino acids. Lineage: Eukaryota; Metazoa; Mollusca; Bivalvia; Pectinida; Pectinidae. The record is from RefSeq and is a predicted model, not a curated record. The transcript is spliced from 6 exons.
AUGGCUUAUACCGCGUGGCUCAUCCUCCUGUUUUGUGUGGCUGCACACACAAGGGAAAUAACCAUACAGACCUACAACGUUGGUCUCAACCCUCGAGUUAACAAUAUGGAUAUAAGGAGAGAAGCUGUUAUUCCGGAACUCAGACAGAACGGAAGUGACGUCGUUUGCCUUCAAGAGAUUUGGAGAAGUGGGGACGUACAGCACAUCAUUGAGUCACUGAAAGACGUUUACCCACACUCACUAAGUCCGCUCCAUGACCAGGCGGGAUCGUUCCAUUACCGUACCUUCUGGCCUCCAUGUUUUAGCUGGGCGGCUAUGUCCUUCGCGACUUGCGCAUUGACCUAUUGUCGAAACGAGCCAACAGAAGAGGACGUGGUACGUUGUGUUGUGUCGUGUGGUUUCGUAGACGUAUCUCGUGAGUGUAUCUCGUGCGUGGUGAUUGGUGGCACAUUUGCUGCUCUUAGAGGCUGUGUGUACGGCUUUGGAUACAACUACAACCCCCAGGGUCUUCUUCUGCUCAGCAAGCGGCCGCUUUUCAGAGGCUCUGUUACAGACUAUUUCCCGGGUACCAAGACCAUAGCACAGCGAUCGUAUGUCAAAGCUGAGGUACAGAACUUCGGCCCUGUUGUUUGCACACAUAUGACGUCAUAUCUUGGGGAUUUCUACCUUGAACCGAGCCUGAUGGACAGGUUUAGGGGCUGGGCGGAUCAGAGCCAAUAUGAGGCUAGCGUGCUGGUGAGUCUGUUCAACGACGACAGGAAAGGCGUCAUAAUGGGGGAUCUUAAUACCAGUCCAGGCCUGCCCAAUCAGGGUGUCUUCCCCCACAUGUCAGCCUCCUACAACCAGUUCCUGUUCGGCCAUUGGGUGUCCCCAUUCGUGGAUCGCGUGGGUAGAUGUACAUUCUGUAAGGAAAAUGUUCUCACGUUUGACAAUGAAAGUUGGAUCCUGGACCAUGUACUGACAAAAGGGCACAACGUCCUUAAUUCCAAGCUUCUCCAUACGGAAAACAUCGAUGGUCAGAAUUUCCCCAUAUCUGACCACUACGGUGUAGAGGUGACCUUUGAGGACGACAGCUGA